UACGUGGACAGUGCAGCGGUGAAGAAUGUUCUCUGCAGACCUCAGAAGCCAUUUUGAGAUGAUGCCCAUGUUGAAAAUGCCAAGGAAGAUGCUGAUAUCAACGAAAAGGGUUACAAUUCUGUGCAUUUCUCCCUCGGUCUCCUCUGUUUCACCAUGGCAGCUGUCAACCGACGGGACAAUAGCAAAGCGGGGUAUCAAGCUGUGCUUGCUGAGUUAAAACGUCAUUGACAUGAAAGAGGACAAUGUCUGUUUAUUGUCUCUGUUGUCGAGACAUGUAACACCGUGAGUUUUUUCUCCAGUCUGCAAAUCUUCCAGCAUCUCUCACCACCACCCAACGUCUCCCUGAGUGAUUGUCAUUCACUCUGGUACCGGAGAAGGGAGGCAGAUCCGUUUCCAAUGGCUUCAGUGAGCCUUGUUUCCAGUCCCCAAACCCCCGUUCUUGACAAAAACAUGACUGACUCUGAGCUUGCAGGGGACGAAAGAGAGGACGGUGAACUUGAGGACGGGGAGAUAGACGAUGAAGGAAUUGGAAUCGAGGAGGAGAAGGAAACCAAGGAGGCCCCUGAGGAGAAGGACAAGGAGGUGAAGGAGAAAGACCCCAAGGAGAAGGAGCUGAAGGAGAAGGAGCGCGAGGACAAGGUCCACAGGCACUCCAGGAAACGGUACAAGAAGACCAGAGAGAAGCACAAGUCCAAGAGGAGGCGCCGCGACCGGCAGAAACACCACUCGCCCUCCAGUGCGUCCAGCUCCGACAGCUACGACUCUGACUACGACCGGCCUGAGAAGCCCAAGACCCGGAAGAGCCAAGGGUCCAACCAGGAGUCUAACGGCCAGUCCUCCCAGCGCGGUCGGGAGUCCAGGGGCGGGCUCCACGCCACCUCCCAGAGGAAGUCCCCGCAGGCGAAGGGCGCCGACCCGGACAACAAGUACAGCGACUUCGGCAACGAGAAGUACGACUACGAAGGAGAGGACGACGACUACGAGGACGACGGCUCCGAGUUCGGGCCGUCCAAGGAGUCCGGGGGCUUCGGGGGCGGGAGGGGACGGCCCGGCAAGGACCAGAUGAAGAGGGCCAACCAGAGGGGCCUGCAGAAGCAGCAGCAACAGUUCGGAGGUCCGAGGGGCCGGGGCAGGGGCAGCGCGCCGGGCAGAGGACGGGGGAUGCUGAAGAACAAGAAGCUCAAGGGCAAGGGCUGGGGGGGACGGGGGCGGGGCCAAGGAGGAGACCAGGGGAUGGAGGGCGGGCCACAGCAUCAACAGGACGGAAAGAACUGUUUUCAGAAGAAACGGCCGAUCAUGAGCAAGGAGUUCAUCAACCAACACACAGUGGAACACAACGGCAGAUACAUCUGCAAAUACUUCCUGGAGGGACGGUGCAUCAAGGGGGAACAGUGCAAGUUCGAACACGAACUUGUUGUGCCGGAUAAGAAAAAGGAACUCUGCAAAUUCUACCUUCAGGGUUACUGCAGCAAAGGAGAUAACUGUAUCUACAUGCACAGCGAAUAUCCUUGCAAGUUCUUCCACACGGGAGCCAAAUGUUACCAAGGAGACAACUGUAAAUUCUCCCACGACUCGUUGAACGACGUGACCAAAGAUUUGCUUGACAAGAUAAUCAGCACGGAGGAGGAGAACGCUCACGAGGACGAGAUCGAGCUGGAGAACCUGAGGAAGCAGGGCAUCGCCCCGCUGCCCAAACCCCCCCCCGGGGUGGGGCUUCUGCCCACGCCGGGCCAGGGCAGCCCCCAGGAGGCCGGGGCCUCCGGCCAGACCGGGAAGAAGAUCCCGUCCCUGUUUGAGAUCAAGGUUCAGCCCACGGUGGAGAUGGCGCAGAAGAUCGGCCUGAGCGGAUCCAAAUUCGACGAGUUUGACGAGGAGGGCUCGGACCAGUUCGGCGGGGAAUCCGAGGAGAUGGAGCAGGGCGGGGCCGCCGCCCCACCGGGCUCCGGCGCUCCGUCCGGCCCUCCGCCCGAAUCCCCGGGGCCCCCCAUGGCCCACCCCAACGUGGGGCCCCCGCCCGGACCCCUGAGCCCGCCGGGGCAGCAGCCCCCACCGCUGCACGGCUACUCCAUGCCGCCGCCGCCGUUCCCCCCCGGGGGGCCCCCGCCCUUCAUGGGCAGCCCGCCCCCCAUGAGCAUGGGGCCGCGGCCCCCCUUCCCCCCCAUGCCGGACCUGCAGAUGCUCCAGAGCCUGUUCCCCUUCCCCCCGCUGGGCCAGAACCCCGUCGAGCUCUUCAGCAAUUUCCUCCGAAGCCAGAGCAUGCCCCAAGGAGUGGACCCCAGCGUGAGCUUCCUACAGAACCUCCAGCAGCAGAUGGGGGCCGAGUCCCAGAUUCAGUCCUUGCCGCCCGCGGUGCAGAAAGCUCUCUUCUUGCACAUCACACAGCAGCAGCAGCAGCAGCAGCAGCAUCCACCAAAGCCCCCCCAACAGCAGGGGAUGGAGCCCCAGAGGGGAGACGCCCCGGAGGACAAAAGCUCCAUCAGAGAUGAAACCACCAACUGGUACUCGAGUGACGAAGAGGACGGCGGCUGCGUGUCGUCCAUCCUCAAGUCGCUGAAGAAGCAGAACGAGCUGCACCAGAGGCAGCAGAACCAGCUCGGACCCCCGCAGCCGCCGCCCCCCCAAACGGGAGACCCCCGGCUGCUGAAGGAGAGGGCCCCGCCCAGCGACCCCCGGGUCAAGACCGACCCCCGGCAGCGACACCCGGACCCCAAGAAGGACUCAGACGGCGCCUCGGACCCCCGGCUCGCCAGGGACCCCAGGAAGGUGAGACCCGCGGAGCCGCCCGGCGCCUACCGGCAGCAGAAGCACCCGCCCUCCUCCCACAAGCCCCCCGCCGGGGACGACGACGAGGAGGGCGAGAGGGAGCUGAGGGACAGGGCCACGCUCAUCCCCCUGGACCCAGGGCCCGGCCUGGCGCUGAGGGACCCCCGCAGCCAGCUGCAGGCGUUCAGCCACAUCCGCGUGGACGUCGUGCUGCAGAGGCCCGCCUUCGCCGACGCGGUGGUGUGGGGGCCCGAGGACCUGCUGCCGUCCCUGGUGCCCAAGCAGGAGCACUCUAUCAACCUGCCCCUGCCGCCCCUCAUCGCCGAGGCCCAGAAGGACCGCGCCAACCGGCUGGAGCCCCCGCCCAGCCACGCGCCCCCCGCCAUCGACCCCCGGGCGGUGGCGGCCCGCCUCAAAGAGGGCGUGGUCCGCAUGCCGCCCUCCCGGAACCUGGAGAGCCGCUCGUCGAUGGAGAGGCCCCUGGACCCCCGGCAGCUCAAGGCGCUGGACCCCCGGAUCAAGCGCGCCGGGAGCCUGGACUCCAAGCCGUCCCUGCAGAAGGAGGGCCCCGCCCCCGGGGGAGGGGCCGCCAUCGUGGACCCCCGGCUGCAGCGGGCCGGCACCGGGGUGUCGCCGGGCUCCGCCCCCGCCACCGCCGCCGCCGCCGCCCGGUCGAAACCCGAAGCGGAGAAGCUGCCCCCCUACGCCCCGCGCCUGGCCUCCUCCACCAGCGGGGGGCUGGAGAGCCCCACCGCCCUGCUGGGGGGCAUCAGCCUGUACGACCCCCGCCAGCCCAGCACCGAGCACGGCCACAAGGAGCCGCCGGAGGCCCCGAGGAAGACGGGGAUCCUCAAACACCACGCCGUGAGGAAGGACAGCACGCCGUCCGCGAGCACACCGCCCCCACCACCGACACCGCCCCCACCGCCACACUCCUCCUCUUCCUCCUCCUCGUCCUCCUCCUCCUCGCGGUCGCCCACCCAACCCAGAGCCUCGGCGGAGGAGAGCAGGACGGCCGAGCCGCCGUCCAACGGCUCCCCACCCCCGCCCCCCCACCACCACCGCCUCCCGUCUCCGGGGGCCCUCUCCCCCGGGGCCCCGGCGGCGGCGGCGGCGGCCCCGGCCUCCCCGGUCAAGCCGCCCGCCGCCCUUCACAUCCUCCCCGUCCAGACUCUGGCCGUCCUGACCCGACCUCAGUACUCCGACCCCCGCCUGGCCAAGCCGGGGGGUCAGGGGUCAGCGGCCCCACCACCACCACCACCACCACCGGGGGACACGGAGGACAGCAAGGAGGGGCCGGGGAAGAAGAAGGUGGAGGAGGGGGAGGAGGGGAAGGCGGAGGAGGGGGAGGGGGGGGGAGAAGAAGAAGAAGGAGGGGCCACAGGGGGAGGCGGGGGCAGAGGGGGACGACGACCGACACUGAAGGACGUGUUCAAGACCUUUGACCCCACGGCCUCCCCGUUCUGCCAGUAAGGACGGCAGAGGCCCCAGAGAGGAUUGUGCUUAUGUAAAUAUAUAUAUAUGCUUUGUAUAUUGUCGUUCACGCUCACCUGGCGUCCCUUCGAGGAGCUUUACAUAAAUCUAUUUAUUUCUGUAUAAAGCUAUGUGUGUCAAAUGCCACUCUGUAGAAUCGUUUGCUAUCUAUCCAUGAGACACAUUUGUCACACAAUGUACGCAACGUGGUCCAGUGUUGUUUAAAUGUUGGUUUUGUUACAAGCCACUGGGCUGAUGGCUGUAUAUACUGAACUUUGGGUCGAUGGAUAUUUCUAUGGGAUGAAUUCAAAUGAAUUGGCUCAGAUAGUCAAGAGAUAUAGCCCAGCAAGAUAGAGGGUCAAAGUCUGAAUCAGUAACUGCAGUUUUUGACACUUUUGUAUGACUUUUAAUGUUACAGACCUUUAUUGGAUAUUCAGUUUUUGUGAUAUAGAGUAACAGUCCUUUUUGUAGACCAUUCACCGUUUUUUUUACAACGUAUUCUUUGCACAUAUGAAGCAAGUUGUUGUCAAUGGCUGAAGUUUUUGUUGGUUUUGUGUUUUUGUGUUUAAUAAACCAGCAGAUUACUUUUA
Molecule: messenger RNA, 4826 nt
Organism: Gadus morhua (Atlantic cod)
Lineage: Eukaryota; Metazoa; Chordata; Actinopteri; Gadiformes; Gadidae
Gene: zc3h6
Product: zinc finger CCCH-type containing 6
Biological process (GO): negative regulation of DNA-templated transcription
Cellular component (GO): nucleus
Molecular function (GO): metal ion binding; RNA binding
Source: RefSeq, a predicted model, not a curated record